Messenger RNA from Lampris incognitus (smalleye Pacific opah), 4059 nucleotides. RefSeq names its product striatin-like. The coding region runs from base 370 to 2742 and encodes 790 amino acids. Gene Ontology annotation, molecular function: calmodulin binding; armadillo repeat domain binding; protein phosphatase 2A binding. The record is from RefSeq and is a predicted model, not a curated record. Lineage: Eukaryota; Metazoa; Chordata; Actinopteri; Lampriformes; Lampridae. Gene Ontology annotation, cellular component: dendrite. The transcript is spliced from 17 exons.
CUCGCUUGCGUCGUUUGGAAACGCGUUAUUUGCGCGCGUAGCUCGUUUAGAGCAGGGUGCCGGGGCGGGUUCGGCAGCGGCGGAUAACGCCGCCGCCUCCUCCUGUCGGGGAGCGGCGUACAAGCGAAUCGAGCGCGCCUAAGCCAACACGGUGUGGGCGUGGCUAAUCGCGCUGACGUCACUCAAUGACAGCUAGCUGUCAGAAAAGUGAGUUCGUUCCCCGGAGCCGAGGAGACGGACGGCGGUCGAUAGGGUUUUUUUUUUUUGUUUUUUUUUUGUUUUGUUUUUUUUUUUUUUGCGGUGCCCUUCCGUUGAUGUACCUCAAGUCGGCCGCACAAUAGACAGGCCCCUUUUCCACCGAGCCCGGCCAUGGACGAGCAGGCAGGGCCCGGCGUGUUCUUCAACAACAAUAACAACCCUGUUUUACCCGGCGGUGGGAAAGGACCGUCGCCCGACAGCGACGCCGGGGAGGCGGCCCGGGCGCAGUACAGUAUCCCGGGGAUCUUGCACUUCCUGCAGCACGAAUGGGCCCGGUUCGAGGUGGAGAGGGCACAAUGGGAGGUGGAGAGGGCCGAGUUACAGGCCCAAAUUGCGUUCCUGCAGGGAGAGAGGAAAGGCCAGGAAAACCUGAAGAAAGACCUUGUGAGGAGGAUCAAGAUGCUGGAGUACGCCCUCAAGCAGGAAAGGGCAAAGUACCAUAAGUUAAAAUAUGGGACAGAGUUAAAUCAAGGCGACAUGAAACCUCCAAGCUACGACUCUGAUGAGGCCAAUGAGAAUGAGGCUCCCGGAUCACUCAACAAUCAGCUGUCUUGGAAGCAAGGCCGCCAGCUCCUCAGACAGUACCUGCAGGAGGUGGGUUAUACAGACACCAUCUUGGAUGUGAAGUCCCAGAGGGUGAGGGCCCUGCUUGGCCUAGCUGGGGAUGCAGGAGGUGGUAAAAAAGGUGACAAGACCAGUGCUCAGCCUUUGGUCAAUGGGACCGACUCAUCAACAAAGGGCAUGGGCACAGGCCCGAGAGGGAAAACGGAGCUCUCUGACACCAGUGCCGUAUUGGAGGCCUUCAAGUUCAUUGAGACUGCUGCAGCGGAGUUCAGUGAUGAAGAUGAGGAAGAUGAUAAUGAGGCAAAAGACAGGACUUUCACAGAGUCUAGGACGAUCAUGAGGAAGAGACCCCCAUCAUCAUCAUCAUCAUCAUCGUCGUCAUUGCCAGCCAGUAUGGACACCAGUGAGGACCCGGAUGCAGAGGAGGCCCUCAAAGGUUUCGACUUCCUGUCCAGCCCGGAUGACAUGGACACCUCAUCAGAGUCCAGAGGCCCGGGGGACGGCACAGACUGGGAGAAGGACGAGCAGGGUCCCAUUUCUGAGGCCUGGGAUGUGGACCAGGGCCUGAUAACCAAACUCAAGGAGCAGUACAGAAAGGAGCGCAAGGGGAAAAAGGGGGUGAAGAGACCCAAUCGGUCCAAGCUGCAGGACAUGCUGGCAAACCUGAGAGACGCCGAGGACAUGUCCCACGUGCAGCCUCCGUCUACAUCUCAAGCCAGGCCCAAGGUGUCCCGCCUCAAUGAGCAUGACGGGAACCGGACAGACGAAGUUGAAGCCCUGACCUUCCCUCCUGCCUCAGGGAAGUCGUUUAUCAUGGGCCCCGAUGAGGCCAUGGAGAAUGAGCUGGGCCUGGGGGAGCUGGCUGGACUCACCGUGGCCAACGAGGCUGACAGCCUGGCCUAUGACAUCGGCAACAAUAAGGAUGCCCUGAGGAAGACGUGGAACCCCAAGUUCACUCUGCGGAGCCACUUUGACGGGGUCCGUGGCCUAGCCUUCCAUCCUGUGGAGCCAGUCCUGGUCACCGCUUCUGAAGACCACACCAUUAAAAUGUGGAACCUUCAGAAGACUGCCCCCGCCAAGAAAAGCGCUUCUUUAGAUGUGGAGCCGAUCUACACUUUCAGGGCCCACAGGGGCGCUGUGCUGUGCGUGGUGAUGAGCAGUACAGGAGAACAGUGUUUCAGCGGAGGGGUGGAUGGAACCAUCCAGAGUUGGAACAUGCCAAACCCCAAUAUUGACCCAUAUGACUCAUACGAGCCGUCGGUGCUGCGUGGGCCAUUGUGCGGGCACACUGACUCUGUGUGGGGCCUUGUGUACAGUAGCGCCCACCAGCGCCUUCUCUCCUGCUCUGCAGAUGGCAGCAUGAGACUGUGGGAUGCAAACAACACCUCCCCUGCCCUCGCCGUGUUCAACGAGAACAAAGAGCUAGGCGUUCCCUCCUCAGUAGACCUGGUAUGCAGUGAACCCGCCCACAUGGUCACCUCCUUCACCAGUGGGCAGAUCAGCAUCUUCAAUAUGGAGACCCGCCAGUUAGUCCUCAACCUGGAGUCCACUUUGGAGCCUGGCGCUCCUUGUCAGAUCAAUAAGGUGUUGAGCCACCCCACCUUACCAAUCACCAUCACUGCUCAGGAGGACAGACACAUUAAAUUCUUUGACAACAACACGGGGAAGCUGAUCCACUCCAUGGUGGCCCACCUGGACGCUGUCACAAGCUUAGCUGUCGACCCUAACGGGCUGUACCUGAUGUCCGGGAGCCAUGACUGUUCGAUCCGUCUGUGGAAUCUGGAGAGUAAAACUUGCAUCCAGGAGUUCACGGCUCACAGAAAGAAGUUUGAGGAGUCGAUCCACGACGUGGCGUUCCACCCAUCCAAAUGCUACAUCGCCAGUGCCGGGGCCGACGCGCUCGCCAAAGUGUUUGUAUGACGUGGAGCUUCCUUCUUGCCCUGCAGCCCCCACGUACUUAAUGCAGCCUCUAAGAUCAGGGACCAAUAGAGACACAGGAGGGGCAAAGGACCUUCAGGCAUGGGCCCAGUCCCACCUUCACAUAGCACUCUCUGGCCGUUGGUUUCCUGUUUGAGUUGCAGACUAUUAAGCCACUGGCUUCAAACACACCCCAACUCUAAAUAGAAAGGGCCGGGGUCAGCUGGGAGGCCUGUUAGGAGGAAAAAGUGCUACCGGCGCACCGCUCCCUCGUCCCCACCUUUCAUCCAGGCAGGCCUGGGUGUGACCGGCCACAGCGCCCUCCAGCCAGAGCCCCUCCACAAAAACUUGCCCUCUCGAGUCAGGAGGGUCAGGACAAGUGUCAACGAUGUGGAUUGGAGAAACGUGGUUUAAAAGAAAAAAAAAAAAGUUCCUCUACCCCAAUGAAAUCCCUCAUUAUAGGACAGGGCCCUUCCUCCAAGUCCAGUUUUGUGUCGUGUCAUUCCAGAGACACGGGGUACUCGAGGCUUGCUAGAGAUCCGCUCCCCAGACUGAUUCUGCCUGCCGGCCUGCCUUUCGUUUUCCUUUUAAAACACUUAUUGACAAACGUGCCUUUGGUUCAAAAAGGUCUCAAAUGUUCUUUUACCAAGCUUCUUUGGUGGGGUCUGUGGAACGGGGAGGUGGGGCCGGAGAGAGAGGCCGUCGCAAUGUUGUCCGUUUUAAGAAAACAUUGGAUGUAAAAUUACAAAUACUUAUAAUAAGCAAAAUAUAUAUUCAGUCUUAAAACUUCUUGUGCAGAGUGAGUUUGAGUGCUCAUUUUUUUGAUAAGUGUGGUUGGGGAAUCAGUUUUGUGCAUUUCAAAGCGACAUUGGCAGAGUGAAACAGACUAUAAAUAAAUAUACUGCCUGUUUAUUAGAUUUUCAGAUAACUAACUCAAGGUGUAACAAACGUGCUCAAGUAAACCAUUUUGGUUAUAUGAUUACAGUUCAGACGUGGUCAUAGGCGUCCAUUUUAGGGGUAAUCAGUUGAUUUUGGCCGGUUUGCUCUUGUUUGAAUUGAAUGGCUUGUUCUCUGUGUAGUUUUCCCCCAGUUGCGGUAUGUGGACAUGCCUGACCGCUGUGCGACGUAUCGAGUCCAGAUAUAUAUACAGUAGUCCGAUGUUUAGCGGGACUUUAGUGCAGUUACACCAACCGAUCAAGAUCUUGUUCAUGUGCAGGACAGCUUCCAAUGAGCCAUUUUCUCAGUCACUGGUUUGUAUAUGAAAGUCUGUUCAAAAUAAUAAUAAUAAUAAUAAAAAAAAAACUGCUGUUAAAAUCUUAA